AUGGCCAUCAUGUCGCGAGCUGCCGCAGCGGAAGCCGCCAUUGGCGCCAUGAUCGACGACCACGCCGCUGGCUCCCGCAAGAGACGGCGCAUCGGGAGCACCGAGGACUACCAGCUGACGCGCGUGCUCGGGGCGGGCGGCUUCGGCGUCGUCGUCAAGGCGCGCCACCGCGCCACCGGAGACGACGUCGCCCUCAAGUUCCUGGUCCGCUCACCCGACGGCGGCAAGAGGAGGCACCACCGUGCACACGCGCUCCACCGCGGCCUGCUGCGCGAGGCGUGCUACCUCGCGGCGUGCCGCGGCCACCCCUCGGUCGUCGGCUUGCACGGCAUCGCGCGGGACCCCCGCAGCGGGCAGUGCAGCCUCGUCCUGGAGCACGUCGGCCCGAGCCUCGCCCACGUCCUGCGCGCUCGCCGCCGGCCGUUCACGGAGGAGGAGACGCGCCGCGUCAUGCGGCAGCUCCUGAGCGGCGCCGGGAGGAUGCACGAGCGCGGCAUCGUCCACCGGGACAUCAAGCCCGGGAACGUCCUCGUCGGCGGCGAGGGCGCGGUGAAGAUAUGCGACCUCGGGCUGGCCGUGUCCAUGGCCAGCGCGCCGCCGCCGCGCGGCCGGGCCGGCACGCGCUGGUACAUGGCUCCCGAGAUGCUCCUGGGGAGGCCGGACUACGACGAGCUCGUGGACGCCUGGUCGCUCGGCUGCGUCAUGGCCGAGCUGCUCGCCGGCGAACCGCUGUUCCCGGGACAAAACGUGGUCGACCAGCUCUUCCGAAUCUUCCGCGUGCUCGGCGGCGCGUGUGUAGGAUUCACGCGCACGCCGCUCCCGCUCGCCGCCGCGGGGCAGAUGCCGCCGACACGCCGAGGCGACAGCGUGCUACGCGCGCUGUUCCCGGAGGAGCGCCUGUCGCGCGACGGAUUCGAGGUUUUAGACGGGCUCCUCACAUGCGACCCCAGCGAGCGUCUGCCGGCGGCCGUGGCGCUCCAGUGCCCGUGGUUCACUGACACCGCCGACGUCGCUGCCUCUACUGCGUAG
Messenger RNA from Triticum dicoccoides, 1029 nucleotides. Its product is annotated as putative cyclin-dependent kinase F-2. Gene Ontology annotation, biological process: regulation of mitotic cell cycle; protein phosphorylation. The coding region runs from base 1 to 1029 and encodes 342 amino acids. Lineage: Eukaryota; Viridiplantae; Streptophyta; Magnoliopsida; Poales; Poaceae. The transcript has a single exon. Gene Ontology annotation, cellular component: nucleus. Gene Ontology annotation, molecular function: ATP binding; protein serine/threonine kinase activity. The record is from RefSeq and is a predicted model, not a curated record.